Osmerus eperlanus (European smelt) is the source of this 1750-nucleotide messenger RNA. RefSeq names its product ring finger protein 25 (gene rnf25). Gene Ontology annotation, cellular component: nucleus. The record is from RefSeq and is a predicted model, not a curated record. The transcript is spliced from 10 exons. Gene Ontology annotation, biological process: protein ubiquitination. Bases 130 to 1656 code for a protein of 508 amino acids. Lineage: Eukaryota; Metazoa; Chordata; Actinopteri; Osmeriformes; Osmeridae. Gene Ontology annotation, molecular function: protein binding; ubiquitin protein ligase activity.
UAGAUAUAUCUAUGGGGGUCUGAUCUAGGGCCUACUUCGAGGUGUCUCAGUUAAAUAUGUCCCCAGCCGGUUUAUGGAACCAGCGACGGUACGUAGGUCGCAAUUGGCUAGCGUAAUGCAACAACGAAAAUGGCUGCAAAGAGCGACGUGUUGUCUGAAAUUGAGGUGCUUCAGUCAAUUUACCUGGAAGAACUGCAGGUUAUCAAGAGAGAUGACGGGGGAUGGGAGGUGAGCUUGGUGUUAUACCCUUCCACGGCUGAAGACUCCCUCUCUCAGUUUGUCCGACUCACCCUAACUUUGAGUUUAGACUCUCAGUACCCAUCUUCUCCUCCGUGCAUAUCCAUACAUUACCCCAGGGGGCUUUCCGAUGACAAGCUGAGAAGUGUGCAAAAUUGUCUGCAAACAGAGGCAGAGUCUUGUCUGGGUUCACCUGUGUUGUACCAGCUUAUUGAGAAAGCCAAAGAGAUUCUGACUGAGAGCAAUAUUCCCCAUGGGAAUUGCGUCAUUUGUCUUUAUGGAUUUAAGGAAGGGGAAGCGUUCACUAAGACAAGCUGUUACCACUAUUUUCACUCCUAUUGCUUGGGCCGCUACAUCACCUACUCUGAGAACGAGCUCCGAGAGCGGGAGAAGGAGCUGGAGGAAGAUAAAUCCAGGGAGAAGUUGGACGAGGAGCUAACAGUUGUUUGCCCAGUGUGUAGAGAGCCUUUCACUUAUGAUGUUGACCAACUUCUGAUGUCCCCUGCCCCAUGCUUUCCAAAGAUGGAGGGAGCAAUGCUUGGAGCGGAGUUUCGGAAGAAGUGGCGGGAAUAUCAGACGCUUUUGGAGCGACAGAAGGCCAAGGGUGGCAUUAUUGACCCGGAGGCCGAGUCUAACCGCUUCCUCAUACAUAUUAAUGAGCCUGAUAGAAGUGAUAGCACUGAAGUUGAUGUCACCCUGAGCCAAUCUCUGCCCUCCCAUCUUGCUGCUUUUCCAAAUCAAAUAAGUGCCACUCAAGAUCAGCAGCACUCUGGCCAAUCACAUCGCAGGAGCGGUCCAGGUCACAGGCGACAGGGUCAAUCUAAAGGGUUCAGGAGAGUAGGAGGGGGGAGGCCUCAUCAUUGGAUACCUACUCCUCCCACGGAGCACCUGGAAAAACUCACUCUGUCAUCAGUGAAACAUGACCACUUCCACAAUUCUCCUGCCUAUUGUUCUGAUGCACCAACAAAAGUAAAGCUUCAGGGUAGCCCAAGCCAUCAGAAACCAGGAAACUCACAGCUAACCCAACCAGUGAAGGCAGAAGGGGAGGGCUACGUAGUCCUAAGCCAACAAGGAGUUCUGGAAUCUGGUUCUGGACAUUCCAGCACCAAAUUAAGCCUAGAUGAUUCGAAAACCGAUGGCCAAAGAGGUGCUCAAAACUCUGAGAGGGGACGUGGGAAGAGAUGGGGGCUUCGUUCGGGUCAACAGCCUGGCCAAUGGCAGGAGAGGCGUUGCAGAGGAACUGACCAAUGGGAUGCCCCGGAGGGCCUGUACCACCACCCCUGGGCUGGGCGAGGGGAGAGGAGUAGGGGCAGAGUCAACAGUCCUCGUAGUAGAGAAGGUAGGGCUCGCCAAGGAAACGAGAGAGUCUUUUAUCAGAAAGUGAUGGAGGGCGAAGUGGGGAGUAAAGGGGUGCUAUGACAAAGAGCUGUAACCCUAACCCUAAGGACCUACGAACAUAUGUAUACUAACCUCAAUAAUCAGCUUGUGUAUAAAGUUAUACUUCAACAAUGAA